Molecule: messenger RNA, 351 nt
Organism: Neoarthrinium moseri
Lineage: Eukaryota; Fungi; Ascomycota; Sordariomycetes; Amphisphaeriales; Apiosporaceae
Exons: 1
Coding region: 1-351 (116 amino acids)
Source: RefSeq, a predicted model, not a curated record
AUGUCGACUGCAGGAUCUGGUGGAUCUGGCUCAGGCGGUCGUGGCGGCUCUAGCGGCUCUGGUGGAGGCGACAAGGGAAAGAAGCCCGCCACAGGCCAAGGUUCUAGGGGCGGCGACGGGUCCUCCCGUCGCGCAGAUCCCACCGUGCCCAAAAACUUCCAUAACCCAUACAAUUCUGAGGGAGUGGAGGAGAAGGACCUUCCUCCUGCCACUCAGGCGAACGACAUGGAGGAUACUCGGGAGUACUACAACUCCACCGAUGCGAGAGGCCCAGAAGACAAGGAUCGCCGUGACAAGGACCCAGGCUGGGACUCAGAUGGAUACUAUGACAACAGUAGCUACAAGACUUAA